AUGGAUAAAUCUGUCAAAAACAAAAAUUCUCACAAUUGCGAUGUUUGUGGAAAAUGUUUCACAGCGGUAUCAACUCUUAAAGUUCACAUGAGAACACAUACUGGAGAGAAACCUUAUAAAUGUGAUGUUUGUAAUAUGUGUUUUAGCCAGUUAGUAAGCCUAAAUGUUCAUAAGAGAAAACAUACUGGGGAGAAACCUUAUCAAUGUGGAGUAUGUGACAAGAACUUUACUCGUUCAGAUAGCCUUAAUGUUCACAUGAGAAAACAUACUGGAGAAAAGCCUUAUGAAUGUGAUGUUUGUAAAUUAUGUUUUAAAGAGAAUGGUGCACUUAAUGUUCACAAGAGAAUACAUACUGGUGAGAAACCUUUCAAAUGUGAUGUUUGUAAUAGAUGUUUUAAACAGACAAAUGCGCUUAAUAUUCACAUGAGAUCACACACUGGAGAUAAACCAUAUAAAUGUGAUGUUUGUGAAAAGCGUUUUACUGGGCAAGGCUCACUUAAUAUCCACAAGAAAAUACACACUGGAGAGAAAGCUUAUCAAUGUGGAGUUUGUGGAAUGUGUUUUAUAAUUGCAAGUACUCUAAAUAUUCAUAUGAGAACACAUACUGGAGAGAAACCUUACAUAUGUGAUGUUUGUAAAAAGUGUUUUACAAGAGCACGUUCUCUAAAUCAGCACAUGAAAAUACAUACUGAAGAUAAACCUUACCAAUGUGAUGUUUGUAAAAUGUAUUUUGCCAAGGCAUUUAGACUGGCUUUACAUUUAAAAGGACAUGAUGCAUUUCAAACCAAACUUGAAACGAUAAAACAACUAAGGGAGAAACCUGAGUGA
Lottia gigantea (owl limpet) is the source of this 828-nucleotide messenger RNA. RefSeq lists its product as hypothetical. Gene Ontology annotation, molecular function: RNA polymerase II cis-regulatory region sequence-specific DNA binding; DNA-binding transcription factor activity, RNA polymerase II-specific. The transcript has a single exon. The record is from RefSeq and is a predicted model, not a curated record. The coding region runs from base 1 to 828 and encodes 275 amino acids. Gene Ontology annotation, biological process: regulation of DNA-templated transcription. Lineage: Eukaryota; Metazoa; Mollusca; Gastropoda; Lottiidae.